This is a messenger RNA of Gracilinanus agilis (Agile Gracile Mouse Opossum), 7170 nucleotides long. RefSeq names its product mediator complex subunit 13 (gene MED13). Gene Ontology annotation, biological process: regulation of transcription by RNA polymerase II. NCBI's taxonomy places the organism in Eukaryota, Metazoa, Chordata, Mammalia, Didelphimorphia, Didelphidae. The record is from RefSeq and is a predicted model, not a curated record. The coding region runs from base 1 to 6588 and encodes 2195 amino acids. The transcript is spliced from 30 exons. Gene Ontology annotation, molecular function: transcription coregulator activity. Gene Ontology annotation, cellular component: mediator complex.
AUGCCAGGCGGACUAGAAGCGCACUUUCGGUCUUCGACCCCAGGGGCACUUACUAGGUGGCGCUGUUUCAGCAGCCACCCGCUCCCCAGGCCGCCCCUAGUGGCGAGCUACAGGGGCUUCUCUGGCUUCCCGGCUGACUUGACAGGAAUUAAAUGGAAACGAUAUGUAUGGCAAGGCCCAACUUCUGCCCCAAUUCUGUUUCCUGUGACUGAAGAAGACCCUAUUUUGAGCAGUUUUAGUCGCUGCCUUAAGGCAGAUGUACUUGGUGUUUGGCGGCGAGAUCAGAGACCUGGAAGAAGAGAAUUGUGGAUAUUUUGGUGGGGUGAGGACCCCAACUUUGCUGACCUAAUUCACCAUGACUUAGCAGAAGAAGAAGAUGGAGUGUGGGAGAAUGGACUUUCCUAUGAAUGCCGUACUCUGCUUUUCAAAGCAGUCCACAAUCUGUUGGAGAGGUGUUUAAUGAACCGUAACUUUGUGCGAAUUGGGAAGUGGUUUGUGAAACCUUAUGAAAAAGAUGAAAAACCUAUAAAUAAAAGUGAACACUUGUCCUGCUCUUUCACCUUUUUCUUGCAUGGGGACAGCAAUGUUUGUACCAGUGUGGAAAUUAACCAGCAUCAACCUGUAUAUCUUCUUAGUGAAGAGCACAUCACCCUUGCUCAACAAUCUAAUAACCCCUUUCAAGUUAUCUUAAGUCCAUUUGGAUUAAAUGGCACUCUCACAGGACAAGCAUUUAAGAUGUCUGAUUCAUCCACCAAGAAAUUGAUUGGUGAAUGGAAACAAUUUUACCCUAUCUCAUCAUGCUUGAAGGAGGUAUCAGAAGAAAAGCAAGAAGAUAUGGAUUGGGAAGAUGACUCUCUAGCUGCUGUAGAAGUUCUUGUUGCUGGUGUGCGAAUGAUCUAUCCAGCGUGCUUUGUGUUAGUUCCUCAGUCAGACAUUCCUACUCCUAGCUCCGUGGGAUCUUCUCAUUGUUCAACAACUUGCUUGGGUGUCCACCAAGUGCCUGCCUCUACAAGAGAUCCUGCCAUGUCUUCAGUAACUCUGACUCCACCUACAUCUCCUGAGGAAGUACAAACAGUUGAUGCUCAGUCUGCUCAUAAAUGGGUCAAAUUUCCUUCAGUUUCUGAUGGAUUCAGCUCAGAUAGUACUAGCCAUCAUGGUGGGAAAAUACCCAGAAAACUAGCCAAUCAGGUGGUGGAUAGAGUUUGGCAAGAAUGCAAUAUGAACAGAGCACAGAACAAGAGGAAGUAUUCUGCUUCAUCAAGUGGUAUGUGUGAAGAAGAAACUGCUGACAAAGUUGCAUCCUGGGAUUUUGUUGAGGCUACACAGAGGACAAGUUGCAGCUGUUCAAGGCACAAAAAUUUCAAACCAAGAAAUUCUGGACAACAGGGGCAGGCACCACCUGUAGGCCAGCAACAACAAGCAGCUCCCAAGCACAAAGCCAAUGAGAAGCAAGAAAAAAGCGAAAAGCCACAGAAACGCCCCUUGACUCCUUUUCACCAUCGUGCAUCUAUUAGUGAUGAUACUAUGGAAACAGAUACAGCAAGUCAGAGGCUGGUGAUCUCUGCUCCAGACAGCCAAGUGAGAUUCUCAAACAUCCGAACUAAUGAUGUGGCAAAGACUCCUCAGAUGCAUAGCACUGAAAUUGCAAACUCCCCUCAGCCACCACCUCUUAGUCCUCAUCCAUGUGAUGUGGUUGAUGAAGCAGUAACUAAAACCCCCUCAACUCCUCAGAGUCAACAUUUCUAUCAAAUGCCAACACCUGAUCCCUUGGUACCUACUAAACCAUUGGAAGAUAGGAUAGAUGGUUUGUCUCAUUCUUUCCCAGCACAGUUUCCAGAAGUUUUGGAGCCUACGGUAUAUGUUGGUACAGCUGUAAAUUUAGAAGAAGAUGAAGAUCAUAUAACCUGGAAGUAUUACAAGGUCCCAAAGAAAAAAGAUGUGGAAUUUUUACCACCACAGCUUCCAAGUGAUAAAUUCAAAGAUGAUCCAGUUGGACCUGCUGGACAGGAAAGUGUAACAUCAGUUACAGAGUUAAUGGUGCAAUGUAAAAAGCCUUUAAAGGUUUCUGAUGAACUGGUGCAACAGUAUCAGAGUAAAAAUCAGUAUCUUUCAGCAGUAGUAUCUGAUAUGGAACAAGAACCUGAAAUUGAUCCAUAUGCAUUUGUUGAUGGAGAUGUGGAAUUUCUUUUUCCUGAUAAUAAAAAAGACAAGCAGAACAGUGAGAGAGAACCUGGGAAAAAACAUAAGGCAGAAGAUGGGACAUCUAAUGUAACAGUGUUAUCACAUGAAGAGGAUGCUAUGUCAUUAUUUAGUCCCUCUGUCAAGCAAGAUGCACAACGUUCUGCUGGUCAUGCCCGUCCUCCAUCAACCAGCCUCAUUUAUGAUUCUGAUCUGGCUGUCUCUUAUACUGACCUUGACAAUCUCUUCAAUUCUGAUGAAGAUGAACUAACACCUGGCUCUAAAAAAAUACUGAAUGGCUCAGAUGAAAAAUCAAAUUCCAAGGAGUCAAAGGCAGGAAAUUUGGAUCCAUUAUCAUGUAUAAGCACUGCAGAUCUUCAUAAGAUGUAUCCAACACCACCAUCAUUGGAACAGCAUAUUAUGGGAUUUUCUCCAAUGAAUAUGAAUAACAAAGAAUAUGGUAGUAUUGAUACAACGCCUGGAGGAACUAUAUUAGAUGGAAGUAGUUCCAGCAUAGGAGCCCAAUUCAAAAUUGAGGUUGAUGAGGGAUUCUGCAGUCCUAAACCUUCUGAAAUUAAGGAUUUUUCAUAUGUCUAUAAACUGGAAAAUUGUCAAGCGCUGGUGGGAUGUUCCAUGUUUGCGCCUCUAAAAACACUCCCUAGUCAGUGUUUGCCUCCUAUCAAGCUUCCAGAAGAGUGUAUUUAUCGGCAAAGUUGGACUGUUGGAAAAUUAGAGUUGCUUCCUCCAGGGCCUACCAUGCCUUUCAUCAAAGAGGGUGAUGGAAGUACUAUGGAUCAAGAAUAUGGCCCUGCUUAUACUCCUCAAACUCAUACUCCUUUUGGGAUGCCCCCAAGCAGUGCACCUCCUAGUAAUAGUGGAGCAGGGAUUCUUCCUUCUCCCUCCACCCCUAGAUUUCCAACACCACGAACACCAAGGACACCUCGUACACCUCGUGGAGCUGGUGGGCCUGCCAGUGCUCAAGGCUCAGUCAAAUAUGAAAAUUCAGACUUGUACUCACCAGCUUCCACCCCAUCAACAUGUAGACCCCUAAAUUCUGUUGAGCCUGCAACUGUUCCAUCUAUCCCUGAAGCACAUAGUCUUUAUGUAAACCUCAUUCUUUCAGAGUCAGUAAUGAAUUUAUACAAAGACUGUAAUUUCGAUAGUUGCUGUAUCUGUGUCUGCAACAUGAACAUCAAAGGUGCUGAUGUUGGAGUUUACAUUCCAGAUCCAACACAGGAGGCACAGUAUAGGUGUACCUGUGGCUUCAGUGCUGUCAUGAACAGAAAAUUUGGAAACAGCUCUGGAUUGUUUCUUGAAGAUGAAUUAGAUAUCAUAGGACGCAACACUGAAUGUGGUAAAGAAGCAGAGAAACGUUUUGAAGCUCUCAGGGCUACCUCUGUUGAACAUGUCAAUGGCGUACUAAAAGAACCUGAAAAAUUGCCUGAUGAGUUAAUAUUAUUGCUACAGGAUCAGUGCACUAAUUUAUUUUCACCGUUUGGAGCAGCAGACCAAGAUCCUAUUCCCAAGAUUGGUGUUAUUAGUAGCUCGGUACGUGUUGAAGAACGGGAUUGUUGCAAUGACUGCUACCUUGCAUUAGAACAUGGACGUCAGUUCAUGGAUAAUAUGUCUGGGGGAAAAGUUGAUGAAACCCUUGUGAAAACUACAUGUUUACAUCCCUGGGCCAAAAGAAAUGCUAUAGAUGUAAGCAUGCAGUGUUCACAGGACAUCCUUCAAAUGCUCCUGUCCCUUCAGCCAGUACUUCAAGAUGCCAUUCAGAAAAAACGAACAGUGAGAUCUUGGGGAGUCCAAGGACCUCUUACUUGGCAACAGUUUCAUAAAAUGGCUGGCCGAGGCUCAUAUGGAACUGAUGAGUCCCCAGAACCACUGCCAAUUCCCACAUUUUUGUUGGGAUAUGAUUAUGAUUUUCUGGUGCUCUCUCCAUUUGCCUUGCCUUAUUGGGAGAGGCUGAUGCUAGAACCCUAUGGAUCUCAAAGAGAUAUAGCAUAUGUUGUACUGUGUCCAGAGAAUGAAGCCCUUCUGAAUGGAGCAAAAACCUUUUUUAGAGAUCUUACUGCAAUAUAUGAGUCCUGUCGAUUAGGACAACAUAGACCCAUUUCACGGUUAUUGGCUGAUGGUAUCAUGAGAGUUGGAUCUACUGCUUCAAAGAAACUUUCAGAAAAGUUGGUAACUGAAUGGUUUUCUCAGGCAGCUGAUGUCAACAACGAAGCAUUUUCUAAGCUCAAGCUGUAUGCACAAGUCUGCAGAUACGACCUGGGUCCUUACCUUGCUUCCCAGCCAUUGGAUAGCUCUUUACUUUCCCAGCCAAAUUUGAUUGUCCCCACAAGUCAGUCUCUGACUACUCCACCUCAGCUGAUAAAUACUGGGAAUUCAAACACUCCAUCUGCCACCCCAGCAACCACAACUAGCAGCACCAUGACUUCAAGUAGCUCCGUGUCUUCUUCAGUCACCACAACAAAUUCUACUUUGACUACAACCUCAUCCUCUUCCUCCUCCACCACCAACAUAAGCAGCGGAAUGUCAGCCAAUAAACAGCCUUCGUUUCCACCUUUUGGAAACAUGAACAAUGCUGCUGCUGGAUCUAUGGCUACACAAGCAGCCACUGUUCAAAGUGCCCAGUUAGGGGGACAACAGCCCCCAACUCUACAGACUGCUGGAGUCUCAGCAGAGGCAUCCUCUGGUCCUACUCAACCACAUCCAGAAGUGUCUGAAAGCACUAUGGAUAGAGAUAAGGUGGGAAUCCCAACAGAUGGUGAUUCACAUGCAAUCACUUAUCCACCUGCAAUUGUUGUUUACAUAAUUGAUCCUUUUACAUAUGAAAAUAAAGAUGAGAGCUCUAAUUCUAAUAUAUGGACCUUGGGUCUACUUAGAUGCUUCUUGGAAAUGGUCCAAACUCUUCCACCUCAUCUCAAGAGUACUGUUUCUGUACAGAUUGUCCCAUGUCAAUACCUGCUACAACCUGUGAAACAUGAAGAUAGAGAGAUCUAUACCCAGCAUUUAAAAUCUUUGGCUUUUUCGGUCUUUACCCAGUGUCGGAGACCACUUCCAACAUCAACCAAUGUAAAAACGUUAACUGGCUUUGGGCCAGGUUUAGCAAUGGAAACUGCCCUUAAAAGUCCUGAUAGACCAGAGUGUAUUCGGCUUUAUACUCCUCCUUUUAUUCUGGCCCCUGUGAAGGACAAACAGACAGAACUAGGAGAAACAUUUGGAGAAGCUGGACAGAAAUACAAUGUACUUUUUGUGGGCUACUGUUUAUCUCAUGAUCAAAGGUGGCUUCUUGCAUCAUGCACAGAUCUAUAUGGAGAACUAUUAGAAUCUUGCAUCAUUAAUAUUGAUGUUCCAAACAGAGCUCGUAGGAAAAAAGGUUCUGCUCGAAGACUUGGUCUCCAGAAAUUGUGGGAAUGGUGUUUAGGACUUGUACAGAUGAGUUCUUUACCAUGGAGAGUUGUAAUUGGUCGCUUAGGAAGAAUAGGGCACGGAGAAUUAAAAGAUUGGAGCUGUUUGCUGAGUCGCCGCAAUCUGCAGUCUCUUAGUAAAAGACUAAAGGAUAUGUGUAGGAUGUGUGGUAUAUCUGCUGCUGACUCUCCAAGCAUUCUUAGUGCUUGCCUGGUAGCAAUGGAGCCCCAAGGAUCUUUCGUUAUUAUGCCAGAUUCAGUAUCAACAGGGUCUGUCUUUGGCCGAAGUACCACUUUAAAUAUGCAGACAUCUCAGCUCAAUACCCCACAGGAUACAUCAUGCACUCAUAUACUUGUGUUCCCUACUUCUGCUUCUGUGCAAGUAGCUUCAGCCACUUAUACCACUGAGAAUUUGGACCUGGCUUUCAAUACAAACAAUGAUGGAGCAGAUGGAAUAGGUAUUUUUGAUCUCUUAGACACAGCGGAUGAUCUUGACCCUGACAUCAUUAAUAUCCUUCCUGCAUCCCCAACUACAUCCCCUGUACAUUCUCCAGGAUCUCAUUAUCCUCAUGGAGGUGAUGCUGGCAAGGGUCAAGGUACAGAUCGGCUGCUUUCAACAGAAUCUCAUGAUGAAGUAACAAAUAUUCUUCAGCAACCAUUGGCCCUUGGUUACUUUGUAUCAACUGCCAAAGCGGGUCCAUUACCUGACUGGUUUUGGUCAGCAUGUCCUCAAGCACAACAUCAGUGUCCCCUCUUUCUUAAGGCCUCUUUGCACCUCCAUGUGCCUUCAGUGCAAUCAGACGAGCUGCUUCACAGUAAACACUCCCACCCACUUGACUCAAAUCAGACUUCAGAUGUCCUCAGGUUUGUUUUGGAACAGUACAAUGCACUCUCCUGGCUUACCUGUGACCCUGCAACCCAGGACAGACGGUCAUGUCUCCCAAUUCAUUUUGUGGUGCUGAAUCAGUUAUAUAACUUUAUCAUGAAUAUGCUGUGAUCUUCUGAACUGUGCAAGAAAAGAACAAGGAAAAGGGAUUUUAUUUCAUUGCAGGACUAAGUUAUAAUCUUCUCAGUGCAAGUCAUUUGUGAUGGGGUAUCAUUCUUCUUACUUCAACAAAUAUUGUUUUGACCUGGGGGGAGGGGGCUGUAACCCUGCUGUUUUUCCAUUGAUCAUAUACCGAACUCUUUAGGAUUAUGAUGAUUGAUCAUACAAAAUGUAUUAUAACAUUUUAGUAGCAAAAAUUAACCUUUUUUUUCCAGUCACAGUAUUUGUGAAAGUAAUGAGCCAUAGUGCCCAGUCAUGUUAAAUGAAUAUUAAAAGCAUGGAGAAGAGACACGAGGAACAAUGAGUUCAGCAUAUGGCUUCAGAACAUCAAGAUGUUCUUGUAUUGGAUUAUAGUACCUAGUAUUCAAAAAUGCCUGCAUCUUAUUUAUUGUAAGUUUUUAAAUGUAUAAAUUGUCUUAUAUUUCUUAACCUCUUUUAUAAAAAUUUUCCUAGAAGGUUUAUACUGCCUUCUUGCUUUAAAGCAAUUGGUCUAAAAUAUAUGUAAUCGUCUUAAUUAAAAGUUGCAGUAGGGUU